AUGGAAAUCAUCCGAUCGUUCAAAACCAUAAAAUGGGCCAAUUGCAAGAUCCAAUUCGACUACGUCUGCUACGUUGUCAAGCAAGACGGCAGCCAUUACACCGGGAAAUGGCGCGAUGUUGACAGCCGUCCUCAAGCCGUAUCCGACCUCUCCGAUGUCCAGGAACUGCACAAAACCCUCCGAGAGGACCAGUACUAUCACCAGGUCAAAAUCUGCGAGUUUCUUCAGGAUUUGCCUCACCCCAACGUCGGUGUUUACCAUGGAUGCUAUGAACGAGGUGGCUAUAUCACGAGCAUUACUUCCGGACGGUAUAUGAUGACGUUUGCGCUGCGGGUGAACCCCAGGAGCUUGAGUAAGGAGGAUUUCCGGGCGAGUGAGCGGGAAAAGGUGGAUGAAAUCAUGACGAAUGGCCUGAGCGGUGUUUUGGCGGGCAUUCGUCAUCUCCAUGAAAAUGGACUGGCGCAUAAUAAUAUCAACCCGCGGGCGAUCAUGCUGGCUGGGGAUUCAAGUCUUGUAAUUGUUGAUUUCAGAUGCAGUGGCAGACUUGGAGAGCCGCUACCCAACUGCGAGAGGGCGCCUCAUUGGCAUGACCCGAAGGUUGAGGUUUCCAGGAAGGAAAAUGAUCUUGAUGCUUAUGAAGAGUUGAGGACCUGGCUGGUAGGAUCUGCGGAGGAUCAGUUUCGGUUUGAAUAG
Molecule: messenger RNA, 693 nt
Organism: Aspergillus ibericus CBS 121593
Lineage: Eukaryota; Fungi; Ascomycota; Eurotiomycetes; Eurotiales; Aspergillaceae
Exons: 1
Coding region: 1-693 (230 amino acids)
Biological process (GO): protein phosphorylation
Molecular function (GO): protein kinase activity; ATP binding
Source: RefSeq, a predicted model, not a curated record